AAUCUCGUCACACUAUUACGAAUAUGCGCGAAUGUCUUUGAAAAAAUUAAUUAUUUUUUAUUUGUUUCUCAAAUUAUAAUUGAAUGCCAAGCCAAAUUAAUUAAAAUGCGUUUCCACGAUAGCAUCUACGAUCUAAAGUUCUUCAACUACACUGCUGAGCAGAUAUCGGCUGAACGCGAGCGUCUGGUGCAGAACAUGGUUGGCAAAGCUAUUGAAAAUGCCAUUCAAAAGAUAGAAACACCGGCCACCUCUAUACUGCUCGGCGCCCAAAAGGACGAAGUGGUACGCCUCGUGGAGGAGUCCGCCCUGAAGAACAUGAAAUCCCUACGGGAGCUGGACAAAAAAUACUUUCGUGUUCCGCCGCAUGUGCUGCUGGUGCCGGACUUUCACUUGGAGCAUCAAUACACUGCUCUAGAUGAGGAGAAAAAGAACGCGCAGCUGAAGCAGCUAAAGGUGCUCUUUCGCGAGAACCUAAUCACGCUGGCCAAGCUAGAGGCAGAGGCUAAACACUACGAAUCGGUGGUCAAAAUUGUGCAGCAGGAGACGAAUAUGCAAAAGAAGGUCUAUGAGGAUUGUGCCUCCAUAAAUGCCUACAAGCUGGCCAAAUUCGCCACUCGAGUGGCCACCAUUCCGAAUUGAUUCUGAAAUUUGAUAUACCAUUUUCCCUGUAAUUUCUCUUUUACAUUCACACUUGAUUGUAUGAAUUUUAAAUAACAACCAUAGGUAUAGAAAUAGAUGAAUGUUUUGCCACAGGGAGAA
Messenger RNA from Drosophila guanche, 759 nucleotides. RefSeq lists its product as uncharacterized. The transcript has 3 exons. The record is from RefSeq and is a predicted model, not a curated record. Bases 106 to 639 code for a protein of 177 amino acids. NCBI's taxonomy places the organism in Eukaryota, Metazoa, Arthropoda, Insecta, Diptera, Drosophilidae.